Belonocnema kinseyi is the source of this 1559-nucleotide messenger RNA. Its product is annotated as afadin- and alpha-actinin-binding protein-like. The transcript is spliced from 7 exons. The record is from RefSeq and is a predicted model, not a curated record. The coding region runs from base 147 to 935 and encodes 262 amino acids. Lineage: Eukaryota; Metazoa; Arthropoda; Insecta; Hymenoptera; Cynipidae.
AAACGGGUCCCCCUUUCAUAUUUAUAACUUCUACUUAUAUUCGACUGUCUUAAAAAUCAGUUGGUAAAUAACUUAGGAAGGUUAUUGGUUAUUGUGCUUCGUUGAGUGUGUCCAUGACCGAAAGAUUUUGAAGCUUAUUUGACGACAUGGCAGGAGAUUCAACUAUGCACAUUCGAAACCUCAGGGAGAUUUUUGCAAUGCAGAGGUCCUGCGAAAAUGAUGAAAAUAUAUUUUGUACAUCAGAUACAAUUCAAGAGUCCUUGGCUACAUUGUCGGAGGAAUUAGACGUUCUUGGUUUAACUCAUGUAUCAAUGAAUUAUCAAGGACUCCAACCUUUAGAAUCAGUGACUUCUGCAUUUAUCAAUUUGAUCAAUGUAUCCUGGAAUUUGGUUCAAAAACACAGAAUGCUACAGAGGGUUCAUGAUAAAAUGAAUGAUGUUCACCACAAAACAACAAACGAUAACAAUAAUUUAAUAAAUCAUGUGAAACGAUUGAAAGAAGAUUUGGAAAAGAAAGAACAUUCUCUGAGUGAAGUUCAAGAAAGAGAAAGAAGACUCAAAGUGAAAUGCGAGAAUUUGACUCGUGAUCUCAAACGUGAAAGAGAUGAGGUUCUUAAGUUGAAAAAACAAUCACAAUCCAAAGACAGUCAACAUGCACAUGAACUGAGACGGAUUCAACAAAGUGGACACAAACUGAAGGAGCAGUUACAGAAAUCUAUUGGAACGUAUGUACCUAGGGACAGAGCUUUGCGAAACCUGCAAGCUGAACAUGAAAAGCAGAUCUUAAUACAUCAGGAUACAAUUUGCCAUUUGGAAAAAAACAACCUGCUGAUGCUGCAGGAAAUUGCGAACCUUAAAGACACAUUGGAACUCCAGUCACACCAAUCGCACGAAACCAUUUGGUUGCAGCCAUCUUUAUUUCGCAUUGCCCACUGACGUAUGACUGAGCACACUGAGGCGCAGAUAUAAUUUCCCAGACUGAGUAGGACUUCCUAUUAUAUCAGCCGGCUAUUUUUCACUUUAGGAACUUACACAAAUUCUUUCGAAUCGAAUUCAAGAUAUUCGAAACUUUUCUACAAUUCGCUGUGGCCUGAAUUUUGCUUCUUACCUAAAUUUCGUAUUGUAAAUACAGAACUUUUUUCCUAGACUAUUAUCGAGAAUUCCAAGACUCGUUUGUAUUUGGUAUUGAGAAUUUUGAAAUCUUUUCCUAAAAGACAUUCCAGAUCUCCAACCUUUUGGUACCCGUCCAAGAUUCCUGGAUUAAUUCUACACUUUUUUAGAUCAUACUUUUGUCUUAUGAUAUCAUUAUUCCUACCCUCGUUUAUACGCCUGGCUAACUCUUCGUCGAUGAUUCCGUCAAUAGGAAAUAAACUUCCAAGACAAAUAUAUUUAACAACUUGUUCUUCCUCUCGUCGUUAGAAAAACUACUACAGAUUUCUCAUUAAAUUGUUAGCUAAAGGAGAAUGUAGAUUUAAAAACGCAUGACACGUUCUUUAAAAAAAGUUACUUCUAUUACUUCACCCGCAUAUCAAUUUAUUUGAGUUUACUCUGUAUGAGGUC